Messenger RNA from Neoarius graeffei (lesser salmon catfish), 5757 nucleotides. It is a transcript of the gene anpeplb, whose product is annotated as alanyl (membrane) aminopeptidase-like b. NCBI's taxonomy places the organism in Eukaryota, Metazoa, Chordata, Actinopteri, Siluriformes, Ariidae. The record is from RefSeq and is a predicted model, not a curated record. The transcript has 22 exons. Gene Ontology annotation, biological process: peptide catabolic process; proteolysis. Gene Ontology annotation, cellular component: cytoplasm. Gene Ontology annotation, molecular function: zinc ion binding; peptide binding; metalloaminopeptidase activity. Bases 172 to 3162 code for a protein of 996 amino acids.
UUUGACUUGUGCAUGUGUAUUAGAUCGACAGUGGUGGAAGACCAGGGUGUUACAGAGUUUUAGGAAAACCUACAAAGAACAUGUAAAUUUGCUGCCAGUGAGAUUUGAAACAGUGGGAUAGUUCAUCAUUUAGAGUUGAACUUAAUCUAAAGGGGCACAGGAUGGAAUCCAAUGGCAACCUGUGGAAACGUCACGUUUUAUAGUACUUUGAUUGUGUUUGCAGAGCAAAGCUUCCUUCUUCCUUCUUGUCCUGGACUGGUCGAGAUGGGCAGAGGUGGAGACAAAAUCCUGAGAAUCAUAUGCAAACUUGGAUUCACUUGUCAGCGUUUUUCACAUGGGACAGACAUGGCUAAUGGAAUAUACCUCUCGAAAACCCUGGCUAUUGCCACACUGGUGCUGACAAUUUCUGCACUUAGUGGCACCAUUCUUAUGUUAACCCUGUACAUGAUUCAGACAGACAGAUAUCCACCACAGGAGCCACCAACCCCAAGUCCUACUACACCGAUUCCAACGGGACUUCCACCAACUCUGAGACUUCCUGGCAAUUUGAUUCCAGAGAGCUACAUAGUCAAUCUUCGGCCACAUCUCUACGUGAAGCUGCCCAAUGCCACCGAGCAAAAUGAUCUUUUUGAAGGGAACUCAACAGUUAGGUUUAAAUGCGUGAACGAGACAUGGACUAUCUUUCUUCAUGCCGUGGAUCUACGUAUAGACCAGAUUAAAGUGACCCAUUCUGACACAAGGGAAAAUAUAGAAGUAGCAAGCCACAAGUUGCACAAUGACUCUGAAUUUUUUGAGAUCCUGCUUAAGAAACAGUUAAUGAAAGAGCACUAUUAUGAUCUUUUCACUGCAUUCAGAGGGUCACUCCGUGAUGAUUUGACUGGUCUUUAUAUAAGCGAGUACCAGGAAACUGAUGGUAAAGAAGACAAUAGAUUUCUCCUUGCAAGUCAGCUGCAAGCCACAGAAGCUAGAAGAGUAUUCCCUUGCUUUGAUGAACCAGCUAUGAAAGCAGUUUUUAAUGUUACUAUUAUCCAUAGAACUGGCACCAAAGCCCGUUCCAAUGGGAAGUUAGCAAAUGAACGAUUUGUGGAUGGAGAUGAGUGGGUUGCUUCUACAUUUGACCCAACACCAAUCAUGUCAACAUAUCUCUUGGCUUUCACAGUCAAUGAAUUUAAAUCUGAAACUGCUACACAUGAUACAAAGGAAAUAUCGGUCUGGGCCCGACCUCAGGCUGUGAAUGAUGGACAUGCCAAGUACGCAAUGAAUAUCACUGGGAAGCUUCUGAGCUUUUACGAGAAGAAAUUUAACCUGAAAUAUUCAUUAAACAAACUAGAUCAGAUUGCCCUACCUGACUUCAGUGCAAAUGGUAUGGAAAAUUGGGGGUUAGCGAUGUACCGUGAAUCAUCUUUGCUGUAUACGGAAGGUGUGUCUUCUUCCUCCGAUAAAGAAUGGAUUACCACCGUGGUAGCUCAUGAGCUGGCACAUCAGUGGUUUGGAAACCUUGUCACAAUGAAUUGGUGGAAUAACUUGUGGCUGAGUGAGGGAUUUGCAACAUAUUUAUCAUACCUGGGUGUGGACGACAUCGAGCCUACAUGGAACAUGAGAGAUAUGUUUGUGCUGAAAGAAACCCAGCCAGUUAUGGUGCUGGAUUCACUGAACGCUUCACAUCCUCUCGUCUUGAAGGAGUCUGAAAUUGAGACAACAUCUGAAAUCUUUGGACUCUUCGACACCAUCACCUACAGCAAGGGUGCAGCUGUGCUAAGAAUGUUGCAAAGUUACAUGGUGGAGAAAAAUUUUUUUACAGGACUUGGGAGCUACCUUGAGAAGUACAAGUACAAGACUGUUGACACUGCAGACCUGUGGAAUUGUCUGCAGGAGGCUCUCAGUACAUCUGAGCAAAUAAAGAGCAUCAUGACAACAUGGACUGAGCAAAUAGGCUACCCAGUCAUCAACAUAAAUACCAUCACUGGAGAGAUUUCUCAGGAGCAUUUCCUUUUAAAGCGAGCAGAGGAGGACACUGGGCUUGUAUGGCAGGUUCCAAUUACCUCUAGGAAAUCUGAUUCCAGCUGGGACGAUGAGAUACUGAAAGAAAAAGGGCCUGUGGCAAAGCCUGCUUAUAAAAUCACUGAUGAUGGAUGGCUACUAGUUAAUAUAAACUGCAAUGGUUAUUAUAGAGUGAACUAUGAUGAACAGAACUGGAAUAGACUUAUCGAUCAACUGGAGAGCAAUCAUCAAGCCAUCCCACUUAUCAACCGAGGCCAGUUGAUUGAUGAUGCAUUUAAUCUUGCUAGGGCCAAAUACAUCAAUGUCACACUGGCAUUGAACACAACCAAGUAUUUGAUAAAUGAAACUGAGUAUGUUCCAUGGGAGUCGGCUCUGAACAAUUUGGAGUACUUUAUUCUCAUGUUUGAUCGCUCCGAAGUCUAUGGCCCCAUCCAGAAAUACCUACGAAACCAAGUUGGCCCACUUUACAAGUACUUCCAAGAGUACACCGAUAAUGCAACUGUUCCAAAGAAACUUUCUGACCAGUAUAAUCAAAUAAAUGCCAUUUCAGUAGCGUGCGACAAUGGUGUUACUGAGUGCACAGACAUGGCAACAAAACUUUUCAAUGAGUGGAGAAAUGGUACAAAUCGGAUUCCACCAAACUUGAAGUCCACCAUCUACUGCAGCGCCAUAGCAACUGGAAAUGAGGAUGACUGGGAUUUUGCAUGGAAACAAUAUGAAGAAGCCACAGUUGCGACAGAAAAAGAUGUACUGAGAUAUGCACUCUCCUGUACCAAAACAAUCUGGCUCUUAAACAGAUACCUUAAGUACACUAAAGACCCUGAAAAGAUAAGGAAGAUGGAUGUAGGCUCUACCAUAAAAUACAUUGCCAGGAAUGUAGCUGGACAACCUCUUGCCUGGGAUUUCAUUCGAGCCCAAUGGACCGACCUAAGUCAACUGUACGAAGGAAGCUUGCUUGACGAUGUGACUGAAAGGUUCAACACAGACUUUGAGCUCCAACAGCUGAAGCAGUUCCAAAGUGAAGUCGAUGAAGAUGGCCUUGGGCCAAUAACAAGAGUUCUUGAUCUGGCAAUUGAGAGGACUGAAGCCAACAUUAAAUGGGUGAAAGAGAAUGAAGAUACUGUGUUGAAGUGGUUUGACGGACAAGCAAAGGGCCACUGAGCAUUCACAGGUCUACACAACUCAGUAUGCACAGAGCCAGAGCAAUGAGAAACAGAUGUAGAGUAAAUGGUGUGGUUAGUGAGACAACAUCCUGUGUUUCACAAUUUUUUUUUUUUUACACAAGCAAAGCCUGUUUCAUAAAGAAAUCUCAUGUUGAAUUGGAAGAGAAAACAGGCCUUAAAAAAAAGAUUGCAACCUGAUGAAAAAUAAGAACUAUGUAAUUAUGCAAUUCAUUUAAAAAGUAUAUACUUUAUUACGAGAUUUAUAAUGAGAAACUGAAUCACAUUGUUUUGAAAAUAAAAAUCACAUAAGACUAUGCAAUUUUACAGUCAUCUAAAUAUUACUAGUGUCAGUUGUUGCCUAAUUAACACAAAAUGAAAUAAGUACAUUCGUCUCAUUAUUAACCUAUAAGGUCGAAGGACGUUGGUUUAAUUCAGGGCUUUUCAAAGUGUGGGGCGCGCCCCCCCUGGGGGGCGCCAGAGUUCUUCAGGGGGGGCGCAACGUGAGAAACAAAAUGGAUCGGUUUUUAGCUGUCUAUGGUUUUUAGUACCUAAAGCUACAGUGAGUGAGGAGACAAAGUCUGGGCCAAGCAAAAAAACAGAGCCUCCAGGAUGUUGCGAUUUGCAACUUCAGCACAAAUUCAACCAAUCCCCGCGAAUUCAGGGCGGUGUUGCAAUUAUAUCCAAUCACCGCAACUUUCCCGCAAAUUUGACCAAUCGUUGGCGUCGUCUUGAGGUAACGUCGACAAACUACCUUCCGCCUUACUUCCGUGUGUUCAAGAGAAGCAGCAUGCGCGUCGUGUUGCCAGAUUGGAUGAUUUCAAGUGCAUUUUGGCGGGUUUUGAACAUAUUUUGGACUGGAAAAUGUCAGCAGUAUCUGGCAACACUGAAAGUGUGUUAUGUUUACAGUGAAGGACUGUGUGCACUUUAUUUUUUUUUUACUUAAUACAAGAAGUUAAUGGAUGCCAACAUUUUUGCCAAAAUGGUAUUUUAUUUUCCAUUGUUUAGGCAGCUUCAGCAUCAUACUGUGAGAUUCUGUUCAAAUUGUUUUUUUCUUCUAUGAAGCCUGAGCCAUUUAUUUUAUUAGUUUAUAAUUAUUGUUUAAUUUAGUCUUCAGGAGAGACUGCCUGCACACAGUACUAGUAUUAAUAGGUUUUUUUUUUUCUUACAUGAAAGCUGAGGCAUUUAUAUUAUAUUUUAAGGUAACUUCAUGUUGUGCUGUGAGGUUCUGUGCACUUUAACUUUUGAACCAACAGGUGCAUUUGGAUAAGUAAAGCCUAUUUUUCUGCAUUUUUGUAGUCCUGGUAAUCUUUUAUAUUGGUAAAGUUGUUUAUAGGACCAUUUCUCUUUUUUUUAAUCAAUAGUUUUUCAGUAAUAACUUAAUAUUUAACAUAUCACUCAAUUUUAAUCACAAAAAGAGAAAAUCGCAACAAUUUCUCGCAACUUUCACUUCCUCCCGCAAUGUAAUCGCAACAAAAACCUAAAAAACACCGCAACUUUCAUCGCAAUUUUUUGGAAAACCCCCCCGCAACAUCAGACAUUUUAGCCCACAACAAUCACAAAAAAGGCCCGCGGAAUCCUGGGGGACUGGAAAAAGAAGGAAGUAUGACCACGAUUAUUUAAAGUUUGGAUUUUCAUGGACUGGAUCUGAAGAUGCUCCACUGCCACAGUGUGUUGUCUGCCAAGAGAUGCUCGCUAACGAUGCUAUGGGGUGUUUAAAAUGUGUAAAACAAGAUGUUUUAAAAAGCACAGAUGUUUAAAAUGUGAAAAAGAAAAAAUAAUGUGUACAACAACCAUUUUUUUAAAAAUACGAAUGGAACAUUAAGUAUAGCAACAACAAAAAUUGUAAGGGGGGGCGCUGUUGUUUAUUUGCUCUCCGAGGGGGGGCUCACUCUCCCACACUUUGAAAACCCCUGGUUUAAUUUAUUGCUUCAUUCAUGUCCAAUACUACAACUAAAGAACUGUUUACACAAGUGAAGCAACAUUUAAGUAUGCUACUUACUCAGGCAUAUUAAGUAUUCUAAGUAAAUACAUUUAUGUACUCAAUAGUAUAUUUUUAACUAUAGAAACUAGUAUAAAAUGUACAGUAUAUACUCAUUGCCUAAAAUCCUUCUAUUGAUCAAUUUCUGAAUUAAGUUAAAAUAAACCUUUGGAUUGUUUUAUUCUCUUGAACCUCAUUUUGCAUUUGACUAAUAUUUAUUCACUGAGUUGCUAGAGUAUUGGUUCCACAUGCCUUAUACCUGCACUUAUCGGCCACUGCAUCAGGUUCACUGACCGUAUAAGCGCCCAUUGUAGGUAUAAAAUAACUGACUGUAGCCCAUCUGUGACUAUAACAAUUGUCAGCUGUCUCCCUGUUUAUCAAAGAAAAGGGCCACCACUAACCAGAUAUUUUCCCAGCAAUGCCUCUGAGUUAAAUACACUUCAGCAACACAAAUAAACAUACUGAGAAUGUUCCACAGCUCAAAGAACAUCUGAUUAGUAGUGAAGGACUGGUGGAGUGUGGCUGAUAAUGUGUAGUUCAUUAAAAACUGUAGAGCAGUGAUGAAAACCACUAGGAACAACUAAAACUCCAAUAAAAUGUUAAAAAUUGCAUUAA